AUGAAGCACGUGAAUGAAAGUUUUCCAGAGAAUUUUAUUCUCAUGGGCUUUACCAAAUAUCCAUGGUUGGAUCUUCCUCUCUUCUUUGGCCUCCUGAUGUCCUACAUGUUCACAUUAUUGGGAAAUAUUGCUAUUAUUCUUGCCUCUCAACUAGAUUCCCAACUCCAAAGUCCCAUGUAUUUCUUCCUCACCAGCCUCUCCUUUUUGGACCUCUGCUUCACCACCACAACUGUACCCCAAAUGCUGUUCAACCUAGGGGGACCCAACAAGAGCAUCACUUAUGUAGGUUGUAUGGCCCAGGCCUAUGUAUUUCACUGGCUAGGCUGUACUGAAUGUGUUUUGCUUGGCAUCAUGGCCUUAGACCGCUAUGUGGCUGUAUGUAAGCCUCUCAGGUACUCAGUAAUCAUGGACCACAAGCUCUGCCUGCAGCUCUCCAGCACAGCUUGGCUCAUUGGUCUGGGAAACUCACUGCUUCAGUCUACACUCACAGUCCAGCUGCCCCUGUGUGGGAACCAGGAACUAGACCACUUCUUUUGUGAGCUGCCCAGUCUUAUUAAGAUGGCUUGUGUGGACACCACGGUCAACGAGCUUACUUUAGCAGUGGUGGCCACCUUCCUGAUAAUGGGUCCCCUUUCUAUGAUUCUUGCCUCUUACAGUUAUAUUGCCAAAGCUGUAUUUCAAAUCCCGUCUGCUGAUGGGAAACUUAAGGCCUUCAACACUUGUUCAUCACACUUACUGGUAGUGUCUUUAUUUUAUGGUCCUGGAGUCUACAUCUAUAUGCAGCCAUCAGGGGAUGGCCGUCAAGACGUCACCAAAGUUCUGACGCUGUUUUAUUGUGUUAUUACUCCUAUGGCCAACCCAUUCAUCUACACUCUGAGGAACAAGGAUGUUAAAGGAGCUUUGAUGAGACUUCUGAGGAGGGCCAUUUCAUCCAAGAGAAUAUGA
This is a messenger RNA of Equus quagga, 945 nucleotides long. Its product is annotated as olfactory receptor 2B11-like. The coding region runs from base 1 to 945 and encodes 314 amino acids. Lineage: Eukaryota; Metazoa; Chordata; Mammalia; Perissodactyla; Equidae. Gene Ontology annotation, cellular component: membrane. Gene Ontology annotation, biological process: G protein-coupled receptor signaling pathway. The transcript has a single exon. Gene Ontology annotation, molecular function: olfactory receptor activity; G protein-coupled receptor activity. The record is from RefSeq and is a predicted model, not a curated record.